CAACCGAAACAGCGGCAGUGCAGAGCAGUUACUGAGCAGUGAGCAGUGGCAGUGUCGAUGUUACUGAGUAUCUGAUCGUGAGUAUUUGUGCAGUGUCCAGUCAGUACCGUUAUUGCUUAGUUGUCGCAAUUGAUUCAACAAUAUAAUAAUAACCGCAAGGCUUAUCAUUAGACUGAACUUUGACGUUAACAAAAGGAAUACUUUGAAACGAUAAUGCGCGUUAUUAUUUAAUUCUCUCCUCAUAAAAACAACAUUUAGUUAGUUCUGAACGUUAAAAGUGAAACAAGGUCUUCCUACAACACAAUGCGGUGGAAGAAUUUUGCAGUGAUUUUGCUCGUGUGUGUGGUUGUAUUGUUGGAUUCGUUCAAUGUCGAAGCAAGAAAAUACGGGGGACGUAGCAAAAGUAGAGGAUCGUCGAACAGACGUGGAACCGGAUCGAAUAGGAAACAAGUGACCAACACCUACAAAGCACCUGAAACAGCAUCAGGUGCAGCAGGCGGAGGAUGGAGUGGAUGGACUAUAGCGAAGCCGAAUAGUCAGCAAACUUCUUCAAAUACGAGAGUGCAACAACACAAACCUUCUGCGCCACCUGAUCCAAACCAUUCUUUCAUUGCAAACGAAAAGAAGCAGCAAGCAUCUUCAAAUUCGGCACCGCCCCAUGGAGGUGCACAAUCUCCACAGAAACCUAUAGGUUUUGAACAGAAGAACACUGAAAUUGAUGCUAAUAAGAAAGUGGGUUGGAACGUAGAUUCGGCGAAAUCCCAAACUCCAGGAAGCCCAGGAAAUCAAAGACCAAUCGGAUGGAAUGUGAAUAAUGCACCUUCAUCACCAGGAUCUCACGGCACUACAAAUCAGCAACAUGUAUCGUUCGUCAAUCAACCGAAUCAGCCGGCCACCAAAAACACCGCUUCUAACUUAAACAACCCGCCCCCUUACAGCAAUGGACCUCCACCACCCUAUCAACAAUAUCCUAGCAACACCGGAUACAACGCUCACCCUAAUGGGCCACCUCCACCAUACUCGCAAUAUCCUACCAACACUGGCUACAAUCAACAUUACCCUAAUCAGGGAUACAAUCCUCAGACAGGAUAUAAUCCAAAUCCCGGCUAUAACUCCCACUUUGGACCUAGUUAUUCACAACCCGGUUAUGGAAAUCAUUACGGAGGAGGAUUCGGCGGCGGUCCAUCCUUUGGCGGUUUUGGUGGUGGCUAUAACUAUGGCCUUGCGGCAUACGGAAAGCCAAAAUCUAGUUGGGGAAGCACCCUCAGUAACGUAUUAGCUGGGGCUUUCAUCUGGCAUUUGGUUAGUGGAUUGGUAUCAAAACCUUACAAAGUUAUCAAUUACAAUAACCAAGCCGAAGCGAUUCCACCUAAAAUGGAGCUUCCUCCGAAUCUAAUCACUACUUGUCCUGAGAACAUAACGAGUUUAUGUGCACCCAAUACUUUUGCUCUCUGUACAACAAACCAAACGAUCAUGUGUGUAGCCAGCGCGGCCCAAACCGCCCCAUGCGGUGAAAAUGCCAACGUUUCUUGUAUAAGUUCCACUGCAGAAGUUCCAUCGGGGCCUCCUGCUCCUAACAAAGCUCCGGAUGUUCAAAAUACAACAAUUAGCGUGCCUUGUAUUUCAAAUGCCAAAAUAACAGGGACUUUGGAAGGUGGAAAUAUUACUAGUAUUAGUGUGCCCAGUGAUAUUAUCAAAGCGUCUAAGAAUGGAGAGGUUUCCUUGUGUGUCACCACUGUGGCAAUACCGCAAACCGAUGAAGAAAUAAAAGCCCAAGAAGAAGCAGUUAAAGCCGCUCAAGCAAGCCAAACCCAAGCUCCUUGUCCUGCAGGUCAACAACCCAACGAAACGGGAAAUUGCAUCCCAAUAGUUGGCUCAACAUCUUCUAACUUACCAUCACCAGUACCGACGACAGCUCCUUCUUAAAUUUAAAACAAUUACAGUACCUGAAU
Messenger RNA from Agrilus planipennis (emerald ash borer), 1952 nucleotides. RefSeq lists its product as uncharacterized. NCBI's taxonomy places the organism in Eukaryota, Metazoa, Arthropoda, Insecta, Coleoptera, Buprestidae. Bases 304 to 1926 code for a protein of 540 amino acids. The record is from RefSeq and is a predicted model, not a curated record. The transcript has 2 exons.